CUCAGUUGCUCUUCCACGUGCUCUCUACUCAAGUCUGGCGUUGAUCUGCAUCAAGCGAUUUCGAAUAUCUUGCAAGACUUUGUACUUUGUGUGGGUCUUGCAGCCAUGCAGAUGUUUGAUAUGUUGGAGAAGAAGAGAAACACACUGUAUUUGUAUUUGCUUAUGACAAUGAUAUGCAACGUCGUUUUGACUGUAUCAUCAGCCGAUACGAAUGGCAACAACAGCAUGUACAUUGGAGAAAAGGGAGAAAAGGGAGACGUUGGCCAUCAGGGUCUUCAAGGCGUACGCGGCUAUUCUGGCGAGAAAGGUGACAUUGGAUUAUUCGGGGAAAACGGAAUUAAGGGCGACCCGGGUUCAAGUGGAUCACCCGGUCCAAGAGGUCCCGUAGGUCCUCCUGGUGCAAUUGGCGAAACUGGAAAACAAGGAGUGUCAGGUCCACGAGGAGUAACUGGAGAUACUGGACCUCAAGGUCCAGUAGGUCCUCCAGGUUUGCCUGGUCUUAAAGGAGUCCAAGGAAUAAAGGGAGAGAAAGGAUACCAAGGAUCACAAGGCUUAGCAGGUUUAGAUGGAAAACCGGGCCCACCAGGACAUCCGGGACCAGAUGGUUCUUCCGGUGGAAAAGGCGUCAAGGGUGCUAGAGGCCUUACAGGGCACAAAGGAGAACAAGGUGGUCAAGGAAUACCAGGACCUACGGUCGACGACAACACAAGAAAUUUAAUGAAAAGAUGUUGUGAACCUGUCAUUGGCUUUCAGUCAAUAAUAAAAGAAAUUAUAAAAAAUAUAACUCAAAUGAAAAUUGAUCUGCUGAAUGUUUAUGACAAACCUGCAUUUCAUGUAGGAGGAAAUGGCCGUCAGGGAAGCUUUUCCUUUGGUCGAGUCAUCCAGUGGUACAGUGGCAGUGGAUAUUCCUAUUCUCCUUACGUUCGUGGAGGCAUGCAGUAUAGCAAUGGAUUUGUUACUGUACCAAGAGACGGUCUCUAUUAUGUUUACGUUCAGAUGAGGUUUUACAGCAGCUCCAGUUUCAGCUACUACAAAGAAGCAAAAUUCUGCGUUGCAAUCAACGGCUCUUGCCAGUUUUCCUCGCACACGUAUACUCAAGACUACGGCGAUUACUACACACCCUAUUCUGGGCGAUCUUUGCUACUCAAGAAUAAAGAUCAACUAUCCGUGCGAUUUCAAAGUACAGCUGGUUUAUAUUAUUUCACUCAUCAGUACACCUUCUUUGGUGCUUUUUUGAUCUAAUGUUUCAUUGCUCUCUGGAAUUUGUUGCUGUCCACGAUAAGACUUUCUUCGUCCAAAUCGUUUAUCAUUGCUUUCUUAUGAUUGGCUGUUGAAUUUAGUACUGCGACACACAGUAAUACUUACUGUAUCUUUAGCUUAGCAUUGCACGUUUUGUC
Molecule: messenger RNA, 1397 nt
Organism: Corticium candelabrum
Lineage: Eukaryota; Metazoa; Porifera; Homoscleromorpha; Homosclerophorida; Plakinidae
Product: collagen alpha-1(XXV) chain-like
Exons: 14
Coding region: 106-1242 (378 amino acids)
Biological process (GO): immune response
Cellular component (GO): extracellular matrix; membrane
Molecular function (GO): tumor necrosis factor receptor binding
Source: RefSeq, a predicted model, not a curated record